AUGUUGUUAGAAAAAAGUAUAGCGGUAAAAGAAAAUAAUGGAAGUGAAGCAGAAGAAAAACGAAGUGAGCGAAGAAGCGAAGGAGAAAAUCUCAGAAAGACUUUCAAAUGUAGAGAAUCUAUGGUUUCCACGCGCACAACAAUCCACCGCCACACUCCCUUCUCAACGCAAAUCCAUCUUCCACUCUCUUCUCACUCGCGACCCAUCUCUCUUCCUAGAACGCUACGGUUCCAAUCUCACUUCCACCGAAUUAACCGAAUUCGAAACCCUAAAAGAAGAUUACGAGAUUAACUGGCAUCUGACGCGGUUACGAAGCGUGUUGACUCCGACGACCGAGGAGUUGAGAAGGAAAGCAGUGGUGGCGAAGAAUAGAAGAAGGGCUUAUUUGGAUAGGUUGAUUGUUGGUGGGGUUUAUUUUUCGGAGGAGGCGAUGAGAGAACGUGAGGCGUAUUUGCAUUAUGAGUAUGUUGGGAAGUUUCAGGAUAGGUUUGGGAGGAGGAUGGCUAGGCCGGGGGAGAGGUGGUCUGAUACGUUGUUGAGGAGGUGUGAGGAGGCGGUGAUUGUGGCCAAGAUUAGAGGGGAGCAAGAGAGGAUUGGUGUGCCGAGAAGCGAGUGGAUUGGUAAUGAAGGACUUCAAGAAGAGGAAGAGGAAGAGGAAGAGGAAGAGGAAGAGGAAGAAGAAGAUGACGAUGAUGUUGAAAAAGACGAGACUGUGGAGCAGAUACACGUGCCUCAACCUGAUGUAAGCGACAAUGGCACAUCUGAUCCAGCUCGAAUGAGACAUGAUGUAACUAACAAUGGCACAUCUGAUCCAGCCAGAGCAAGGCAGGAUCCAACCUUAUCUUCAGAAGAGUUGGAGGACCGGAUGAAUCAAUUCACUUACAUCAUGCAGCAGAAGUUUCUAUUAGGAGAAGAUCAUGAACAUGUAGAUUACACUAAAAUAGAUAAUGAUGAGACCCUUGACGAUCAUUGGCAGAGGGAGGCCAAUAUUGAUGCAGAAGAGAGGUAUUUUGCUGAUGAUUAAGUUGUAUCAGCUUAAUAGUUGCAGAGUCAGAUAUGUAAAUAUUGCUUAACUUUUACUCCGUUUGCCAAUCUUCAAAUCUAUAUUGUACUUAAAUUAACGGAUUGUGUUUGUAAUAGUAGUAACUUGCUGUAGCGUUUUAUUUUCCAAGUUUCCCAAGUUGGGGAGAACUGGGACCCACUCGAUCUCUUGUUGAUUUGGUGAGGAUAUGCCUCCCAUGUCAAUAUUAAGAGGUUCAUUUUCAGCAAUUUGAUCAAAAAACAAGUUUCUUUUGUAUGCUGUCCAAAAACUGUAAACUUACGUUAAGAUCUAAAAUAACUACAUUUCCUUUUGAUCUGGACA
This is a messenger RNA of Medicago truncatula (barrel medic), 1363 nucleotides long. RefSeq names its product coiled-coil domain-containing protein 97. Bases 38 to 1024 code for a protein of 328 amino acids. The transcript is spliced from 2 exons. The record is from RefSeq and is a predicted model, not a curated record. NCBI's taxonomy places the organism in Eukaryota, Viridiplantae, Streptophyta, Magnoliopsida, Fabales, Fabaceae.